AUGCAGCUCUCUGAGAUCGUCUCGUUGCUCCUUCAGAACCCAGCCAAAAUACCCCUUCUCUUUCGCCUUUAUCAGCGGUACAAGGCCCAGUCUCGGGUCGGCGGCAGGGACAAUGGUCUACCCGAUAGCAAGGAUAUGAAGCAAUGCUGGGCCUUGCUAGACUUGACCAGCAAGACCUUCGCCAAAGUCAUCAGGCAAUUACCCGGUGAUUUGCGACCUGCAGUAUGCCUGUUGUAUCUUGUUCUGCGCGCGUUGGAUACCAUAGAAGAUGAUAUGACUCUUGAUCUCGAUCAAGUCAAACUCCCUAUGCUACGCGCUUUCCACGAAAGCAUCUCCAUCGAAGGGUGGACAUUCAACGGAAGCGGACCAAAUGAAAAGGAUCGUCAACUCCUCGUCGAAUUCGAUGUUGUCGUCCGUGAACUCGCACUUACCAACGAAAUAUAUCGCGAAAUCAUAGUGAACACUUGCCAUACUAUGGGCGAUGGGAUGGCCGAUUUCUGUAGGAGACAGCGAAUCAGCGAGGAGACCGCAUCGUCAACGGUCGAAACCGUCGCUGAUCUCGAUCUAUACUGCCACUAUGUUGCGGGGGUAGUCGGGCAGGGGCUAUCGAGGCUGUUUGCCGCCAGUGGGUUGGAACGCCAUUGGCUCCGCGAUCAGGAUGUUCUUUCGAACUCUUGGGGAUUAUUUCUCCAGAAGGUCAACAUACUCCGCGAUUAUCGCGAAGAUGUGGACGACUCCAGAUGUUUCUGGCCCAAGCACUUUUGGAUCAAACACGGCUUCAAGAAGGUUGAGGACAUGUAUGAUCCUGCUCGAGAAGCCGACGCGCUGAACGUCCUCAGCGAAAUGGUCAUCGAGGCACUUAGCCACGCUGUGGAUACGUUGGAUUACUUGAACCUCCUCACACACUCCCAAAUAUUCGAAUUCGUCGCUAUUCCAGUCAUCAUGGCGAUGCUAACAGCGAAGGCUUGCUUCAUGAACCCGGCAGUAUUCCACACUGAAGUGAAACCAUCAAAACAAGAGUAUAUCCCAAUACUAGCUUGUCUCGAGGAUAUCAACGAUGUUGCGAAGUUGUUUGCGGAUUCGGCUAAUUGCAUACGGCAGCACGCUAUCCCAUCUGAUCCGAACUAUCAGCGGAUCUGCAAAUUCACCACUGAUAUCGAGAGCUGGUACCAGAAGCGUCGUCCGAAUGUCUGGACACGGGUCAUCUCCCUUCUGGGCUAA
Pleurotus ostreatus (oyster mushroom) is the source of this 1221-nucleotide messenger RNA. RefSeq names its product bifunctional farnesyl-diphosphate farnesyltransferase/squalene synthase. NCBI's taxonomy places the organism in Eukaryota, Fungi, Basidiomycota, Agaricomycetes, Agaricales, Pleurotaceae. Gene Ontology annotation, biological process: ergosterol biosynthetic process; farnesyl diphosphate metabolic process. The record is from RefSeq and is a predicted model, not a curated record. The coding region runs from base 1 to 1221 and encodes 406 amino acids. Gene Ontology annotation, molecular function: squalene synthase [NAD(P)H] activity. The transcript is spliced from 5 exons. Gene Ontology annotation, cellular component: endoplasmic reticulum membrane.